AUGGGUGACCGAACUAAAUUUGUGCCUUCGCAUGUAGGGGGGAAUAUCCUCCCGAAUUUACCCUUCUGUCAUAAGUUGUUGCGGUACGCCCAGCGAAAGCCGUCGCGCAUUGCCAUCCGAGAUGUGAUUGCCGGCGUGGAAAAGACAUUUCACGAUCUCCUGUCGGAUGCUCUGGCCCUUCGCAGUGAGAUUGAGAAGAGUCUAAGUCGAGAGACUCUUCGUGAAUUAGCCGAGGACAAAGAGGUAUACAUCGGUUUGCUGGCUCCCGGUGGCUAUGAAUACACGGUUGGCUUCGUUGCUAUCAUUGCACUCGGCGCCGCAGUCGUGCCAAUGGCCUCUGGACUUCCUGUCGAAGAAGCCUCUUAUUUCCUGCUCAAAGCGCGAUGUGUUGCCUUGGUUGCGAGCACAAGUAGCGAAGCUCUUGCGCAGUCAAUUGUGCGCUUCAUGGGAGAAGAGAAGAAUUUCCACAUCCAGUGCAUAUCUCCUAUCGCUUCUUUCUUUCGUCCCACGCUUCUCCCAGCAGAUGACAUUGUCAUCUCAUCAAACCGAGCUCUCGACAUGAACGGCGCAAGCGGUGUCAUCUUCACCUCCGGCACGACCGGUCCACCCAAAGGCGCCGUCCAGAGACGCACCUGGCUUACAGGCAACGCAGAGACGGACGCGGACUUUUAUGGUAUCACAGAAAGGGACGUGGUCCUCCAUACCUUACCAGUCCACCAUGCCUCCGGUGUGGGGCUCACCUUCCUCCCUUUCCUCGUCUCAGGCGCCUGCAUCGAAUUCCGCAGCGGUAGCUUCAAUACGGCUUGGACAUGGGAGCGUUGGCGGAAGGGUGGCCUCACCUUUUUCUCGGGCGUGCCUACCAUUUAUAUGCGAAUGAUGCGGUACUAUGAAGGAAACAUUGCUAACCAGUCUCCCGAAGUGCGCGAUCAAUACAUUGCCGGGGCACGGAGCAUUCGCACCAUGCUGUGUGGCUCGUCGGCCCUGCCUGGCCCUGUGCAGGAUUUCUGGGAGAACUUAAGACAGAAGCCGAUUCUGACUCGAUAUGGCGCAACUGAGUUUGGUGCGGUGAUCAAGACAGACCUCGAUCCGGCAGGAACACCACGGAAUAGUGUGGGCCGAGUGGUUGAAGCGGUCUCUCUCAAGCUUGAUGACGAUGGCCAUCUUCUUGUGAAAUGUCCCUAUAUGUUCUCCAAAUAUCUUCAUGAUGCAAAGGGAACAGCUGAUGCACACGACAAAGACGGCUAUUUCAAAUCGGGUGACAUUGCUCGUCGAGAAGGACCAUACUACUUCAUCCUCGGCCGUGCUUCCAUUGACAUAAUUAAAUCAGGAGGGUACAAAAUCUCCGCAUUGGACAUUGAGCGAGAGAUUCUCGGUCUAGACUAUGUGUCCGAGGUGAUGGUUGUCGGCGUGGAGGAUGAAGAGUUCGGUCAGCGAGUUGCAGCCACCAUAAGUCUCAAGACGGAUCAGAACACGACUCGCAAAACCCUUACUCUCUCAGAGCUGAGAAGCGAUCUUCGAAGCAUGCUGACCGGGUAUAAAAUUCCAACUAUUCUGCGGGUCAUCAAGGGCGAGCUGCCCAAAUCGGGGACUGGGAAAGUGCAGAAAAAGAUCCUUGGGCCAAAGUUCUUCCCGCCAAACUAUCGCGAGCUUCCCGACAUCCAGGUAUGGAGCAAAGAGAAUAGAGCCAAGCUAUAG
This is a messenger RNA of Penicillium cinerascens, 1695 nucleotides long. RefSeq lists its product as uncharacterized. The transcript has 3 exons. Gene Ontology annotation, biological process: fatty acid metabolic process. The coding region runs from base 1 to 1695 and encodes 564 amino acids. Gene Ontology annotation, molecular function: medium-chain fatty acid-CoA ligase activity. The record is from RefSeq and is a predicted model, not a curated record. Lineage: Eukaryota; Fungi; Ascomycota; Eurotiomycetes; Eurotiales; Aspergillaceae.